CCAGAUCUGAACCUGAAAACUCUCAUGGAGAACUUUUUCAAAUUCCGACUCUUUUGGUUGGACUAAAAUGUAAAAAAUUGGGGGGAAAAAAACCGCAGCAAGCCGAUUCGAAGGCAAAGGGCUUUUGGGUUAAAAGAAAUUGUGGGUCAUCUGGAGUGUUUGAAGAUGUUCUGCUCGGAUAGCUGCGAGCUCGGCUGCAAGGUCCCUUCUGGGGCCAAUGGGAUCGCAUGCGGGAACGGCCCACAGGGUGCAGCUGGUGGCCCACAGGCAUCACAACAACAGCAAAUCAACAUGUGCUAUGCUCCAUUGCCGAUGCAGUCCAACACUGAAAUGUGCGCUAGGUGUGAGCAGGCGGAGCCUCCUAGAGUGGGCCUGUGCUUGGUUACCGAAGGCCCCGAGGGUUUGAGCAUUGAUUGCAACGUACCCUUGCCCAAUUCUUUCAACCUGGACGAGUACAAGAAGCAGAUGGUCUACUCCUGCUGCCAACCCACCAAUAUGAGUCCAUACUGCGAUACCUACGGCUUCCCGCAAGCAGCGAUUUCUGGAACGUUUGCUGGCAUGGCUCCGAUUCAGAGUCUUAAUCCAAUUUCGAGCCCAAAUACUAUUACAUCGCCGGGAUGCAGUUUCCAUUGCCAGAGCUGUCCACUGGGAGGACCAUGUCCAGGCUAUGAUUCUUUACCGAUGCAUUCUCAUCCGUCACAAGGGGCUGUGCCUUUGCCAAAGUCGGCAGGGAUCCCGCGACAUGAGCAGGCCAUGACUCCGGCUCCGGCCAUGAUGCCGCAAAUCUUCUGCCUGCCUGCUCCCAACAACAGUAAUGCCAACACAACCUCAUGCCUGGCCUCUAUGGAAGCCUCCAACGGUCUCCAACAGUCGGACCAACAGCCAAUGUACUUUUGUGGCAUGGUGCCGGCACAGGCUUGGAAUCUUCAAGCUAUUAAUCUGGUUCCUGUAAUGCCAGUGCCGCAACAGCAGCAGCCGCUCAUAACGAAUCCUGGACAGGAUUUGCAGCAGCAGCAGCAGGCGCCCCAAUUGCUACGCCUGCCCUGUGACCUGUCCUUUUCCCGCCUCCUCACCGAGUUGCGGCGGGAGAGGGACAGGUCCUGCUGCGACUCCUGCGCUACGUCGUCAUCCCAGCCCCUGGCCCUCCAGCUGUUUGCCCCGACGCAUACGGUGACCUUUUGUGAUCCACCAGCGACCACAAUGUGUGCUGCUAGUCCGACGAAAAGAGAAGCCUCGACCUCUGCAACACCAGUACCCCCACCAACUGAUCCACCAGCCCCCAGGUCACCACCACCAACUGCUCCUCCGGCAGCAACAUCUUCGACCAUGCCACCUGAAUCAACCACUGCCCCCGCCGCUGCCGCUCCGUCCAGAGCUCGUUCGGUUAGUCCCAAACGCAGCAGAUCCUGCCUGCGAAACAAGGAUCUUUGGGGGGGCAGUGGUACCGCACAGAGCCACCCCGACUAUCCAUCUUCAGCCCAGAACCACCCCGCCUAUCCAUCUUCCGCCCAGCACGGAGCUGGCAAUGUGUGCAUGAAGUGCGGCAAUUGUUGGCACUGCCCGCGUUGCAAUUGCCCCAGUUGCUCCUGGCAUCCCGGCUUGCUGCGUCCACCUUCUAGGGAAAGCAGAUACAGACAGUUCCCCGAUAGAUGAAUAAAUAUU
Drosophila bipectinata is the source of this 1662-nucleotide messenger RNA. RefSeq names its product hale-bopp (gene hale). The record is from RefSeq and is a predicted model, not a curated record. NCBI's taxonomy places the organism in Eukaryota, Metazoa, Arthropoda, Insecta, Diptera, Drosophilidae.